CUUUCACUCUGAGUAAUCUGAAGUACUGUCCCAAAAUGAUGCCGAUGGGCCUCAAACGUAUCGUUGCCCCUCGAAGCAUCCGGCAACUUUAAACCUUCAAACUUUCAGCUAAUCAUUUGUAAUGAAAACAUGUCUACGACAUUUUCAAAAAGUCAGUCGUAUUUUAAGACACCCACGAUCUGUCGGAGAAAUUUAAAAUUCAUAGUCUGAUAAUAUCCCAAUUCUAGAGUAUAAAGUUGUUCAAAAAAUCGGUGAAGGGUCAUUCUCGGAGGUUCUGAAGUGCCAGGAUAAAGUCACUGGAAUAUUUUACGCUGGCAAGAGAUUAAAGAGGAUUUAUCAGUCCCUCAACGAGAUCGUGGACAGCCCUGAGGUGAUUGCCAUGAGGAAGAUCAGUCGGCAUCCCAAUAUACUUUACAUGAUUGAAUCGCACUAGUAAGACGAUCCAUUGCCCGGAAAAGCCACUCUGAUCUUUGAGCUCAUGGACAUGAGUCUAUACGACCUGAUAAAGUCUCGAAAAGGGCGAGUCAUGAUGGAGUUGAAAGUUAAAUCGUAUGUUUAUCAGCUGUUGAAGGGCUUAGAUCACCUGCACAAGUACGGCAUCUUCCACAGGGACAUCAAACCUGAAAAUAUUCUCGUCAAGGGAGAAGUAGUGAAACUCGCGGAUUUAGGUUCAGUUCGUGGAAUCUACAGUAGACCUCCCUACACCGAGUACAUAUCCACCAGGUGGUACAGGUCUCCAGAAUGUCUACUGACCACUGGCUUUUACGGCCCUAAAAUGGAUGUCUGGGCUCUAGGAUGCGUGUACUACGAGCUUUUGACAUUGAAACCCCUGUUCCCAGGUUCUAACGAGAUCGAUCAGAUUGCGAAGAUCCACGGGGUCUUAGGCACACCGCAUGCACGAAUAGUGGCGAAAUUUCGUCGGCAUAAAUCAAAAAAUUGCGAGUAUUUCUUCCCCACCAAAGCUGGGACUGGUUUCUCGGCUCUCAUUCCUCACGUCACUGACUCUGGAAGAGAACUCAUGAAGAUGAUGUUGAUCUACGAUCCCGAGAACAGGAGCAAUGUCAAAAGAUUGCUGGAGAAUCGUUACUUCAAUGAUUUGAGAGAAUACGAUUCCCCAAAGCAAGCAGUCUCUUUCCCAUCCUCAUCUACCUCCCCAGAAGGCACUCAGUGGAGGAAUCCAAUGCUUUUGAGCUACAUUACAUCUGAGAAACAUCGCAAAUGCAAACCCGUGAAUGCCCGGGGACAAAAAUUUCUUGAGGAAGUCUCGAGUAAUUCCAAAGUCCCCAGGAUAGUGGCCUCCAGUCCAAACGCUAGGCCGAAUGUCUCUGGUAAAUCAAAUACCUCGAAAAUAGCAAUCUCUGAAAGAGGCGACAGCACGGCCUCCAUCGCUGGGACCAGACAGAGACAUAAUCUGUGGAGGAGGAACGUCUACUCCACUAGGACAGAGAGGACCAGUGCCUCUCCGAGAUCGACCUUGAGCACGAGAUUACCAAUUAUCAAAUACAACAGUACGAGGAGGGUAGAGGGGACUGGGGAUUCAGUCAGGAUGUUUGCUCCGAGAAGUAACCAAUCACUUGUGUCUCAUUAUCACCUAAGGGGAAAUAUCGUCAGUACAAAUGUCGAACAGAAGCCUUCGAAGGAGAUCACCAGGUUCCCCGAAAUUGUACGGAAGCCAGAGAUUAAGCGCAGGCUCUCAAAUUCCUCGGUUGCAUCAACGCAUGAGAUUAAAAGUGGAGGAGGAAAGAGGAGUACUCGUUUAACGACAAUAACAGAAGCUAACCGGCCGCUCGUUCAUAUUAGAUCCCCAAAUAUCAAGAGCCCGGCCAAGAAAAUACCCAAGCACGAGUCUCCAGUUGGGAGAAUAGAGGGAAAAAAUAAAAUAACUGGAGACAAACGUGGGAGGGCUAAAUGAUCGUGUCUGUAGAGUGAAUUUUUUUUUACAUUAAUUCUAUAUUUUUGGAACUGAAAAAUUCAUAAAGGAAAAACGAACACAAUAUGCUUUCAAUUUCUUCUUGCGAUUUUUAGUAAUAUGGCACAGAACAUGGACUGUGGCUUUUGGAAAAUUUUCAGGUUCAGGUUGACUUAACAAAUAAUCACUUCCUAUGGUGUAAUUAACAAAAAUAAAAUAA
Messenger RNA from Diachasmimorpha longicaudata, 2129 nucleotides. RefSeq names its product MAPK/MAK/MRK overlapping kinase-like. The transcript has 9 exons. The record is from RefSeq and is a predicted model, not a curated record. Lineage: Eukaryota; Metazoa; Arthropoda; Insecta; Hymenoptera; Braconidae. Gene Ontology annotation, biological process: intracellular signal transduction; protein phosphorylation. The coding region runs from base 479 to 1912 and encodes 477 amino acids. Gene Ontology annotation, cellular component: nucleus; cytoplasm. Gene Ontology annotation, molecular function: ATP binding; protein serine/threonine kinase activity.